Closterium sp. Naga37s-1 is the source of this 1305-nucleotide messenger RNA. NCBI's taxonomy places the organism in Eukaryota, Viridiplantae, Streptophyta, Zygnematophyceae, Desmidiales, Closteriaceae. The record is from the annotation of a GenBank genome assembly.
AUGCCGUUAACCUCUCUCGGCCCUGUCCUAUUCUCCGCAUCUUCUUCCUCCUCCAGCGUUAUGCAUAUGGGAGCAGCGCGCACGCCCAUGGGAAGCUUCAUGGGCUCGCUGUCCUCCCUCUCCGCCACCCAGCUCGGCGCCAUCGCCAUCAGAGAGGCGGUCGGCCGGUCAGGCCUAGGGCCGGCGGAUGUGGAGGAGGUGUAUAUGGGCAACGUGCUGAGUGCGGACCUGGGGCAGGCGCCAGCCAGACAGGCGGCACUUGGGGCAGGGUUGCCUGACUCCGUGGUGGCAACCACCGUCAACAAAGUCUGUGCCUCGGGCAUGAAAGCCAUAUGCCUAGCAGCACAGUCCAUCAUGCUGGGGCUGGCGGACGUGGUGGUGGCAGGCGGCAUGGAGAGCAUGAGCAACGCGCCUUACUACCUCAAUAAGGCCAGGAGUGGGUACCGGUUUGGGCAUGGGGAGAUGGUGGAUGGGGUACAGAGGGACGGCCUCAGCGACGCGUAUUCAGAGGACCCCAUGGGGUGCUUUGCAGAGCAGUGUGCGGAGGAGCAUGGCAUAGCGCGGGAGCAGCAGGACGCACAUGCCACUGCCACGCACGAGAGGGCUGCUGCUGCCCAUGCUGACGGCGCUUUUGACUGGGAGAUCGUGCCUGUGGAGGUCAAGGCGUCAAAGGGAAAGCAAACGAUUCUUGUCGAGAGGGACGAACCAUGUGCCAAGUUUGACGCCAACAAGCUUCGCUUGCUGCGUCCAUGUUUCAAGGAGAACGGCACCGUCACAGCUGGCAACGCCUCAGCCAUCAGUGACGGGGCAGCAGCAGUGGUGUUGGCAAGCCGCCAGGCAGCCAGGCAGCACGGGCUGAACGUGCUGGCAGUGCUGCGAGGCUUUGGAGACGCGGAGCAAGCACCCAGCCGCUUCACCACAGCGCCGGCCCUCGCAGUGCCCGUGGCGCUCAAGCAUGCGGGGGUGGAGCAGAGCGACGUGGAUUACUGGGAGAUCAACGAAGCAUUCUCGGUUGUGGCUCUGGCGAAUCAGAAGCUGCUGGGCAUUCCCGAGGAGCGCUUGAACGUGCAUGGGGGGGCGGUGGCACUGGGGCAUCCCCUGGGGAGCAGUGGGGCUCGCAUUGUCGUCUCGCUGCUGGGCGUGCUGAGGAAGCAUGAGGGGCGGGUGGGGGUGGCUGCUGUGUGCAAUGGCGGUGGGGGUGCAUCCGCUGUGGUCGUCCAAGCCGAGCGCCUCAAAUGCCCCGGAGUGGCUGCUGUGUGCAUUGGAGGGGGUGGUGCUUCUGCCUUGGUUGUUCAAGCAGAGUGA